AUGCUAAUGGAAACUCCCUUCCAGAGUCAACUCGACCCCCUCCCCAGCGAUUUGCCCUUUCGAAUUAUAUCGAAAACCAUUGGGAGAGGGGCAUAUGCAUCAAUAAAAAAAGCCAUUCCUCCCACGGAUACAUCUCCCGUCUUUGCAGUCAAGUUCAUCCAUAAAGCCUACGCAGUCAAACAUGGACGGAUAUCCGCAAAGCAGAUUGCUAUGGAAGUGUCCCUCCACUCCCACAUUGGGCAACAUCCAAACAUUAUAGAGUGGUUUGCUACAGGCGAAGAUCCUAUAUGGAAAUGGAUAGCAAUGGAGUAUGCGGAAGGCGGGGACCUAUUCGACAAAAUCGAGGCAGAUGUAGGAGUCAGCGAGGAUAUUGCACACUUCUACUUCACACAAUUGAUUAGUGGGGUCAACUACAUGCAUUCAAAAGGCGUGGGGCAUAGAGAUAUCAAGCCGGAGAACAUAUUACUUUCAGACAGUGGGAAUCUGAAGAUUGCAGAUUUUGGGUUGGCUACGCUCUUCGAGUACCAGGGCAACACAAAACUCAGCACAACCAUGUGUGGAAGUCCUCCCUAUAUAGCACCGGAAGUCAUCACCUGUUCAAGAAGCACGCAGUCAAGGAAUGCACCAAAGGCCUCUGGUUAUUCAGCAAAUCAAGUUGAUAUAUGGUCUUGUGGGGUGGUUCUUUUCGUCUUGUUAGUAGGCAAUACGCCUUGGGAUGAACCUACAUUAGCGAGCUGGGAGUUCGAAGAAUACACCGGGAAGAAAGGCCGGAGUACAGACGAUUUAUGGCAGAAGCUUCCUGCUCCAAUCUUAUCACUACUACGAGGAAUGAUGAACGUGGAUACCCAGCAACGCUUUGGAUUCGAGCAAAUCAAGCUGCAUCCCUGGUACACACGAAGGAAUCCUCUAUUAACCUCAGACGGGAAGAUGACGGAUCCCCUAGGUCUAGCAACGCAAAUGCUAGAAGGCCUCCGCAUCGACUUCAGCCAACAACCAACAGCCUCCCAGCGACCGCGCCAGAGCCAAGAUGCAAUGGACAUCGACAUAAAACCGCGCUUCUCAUUCACGCAACCCGAAACCCCCAUCAAUGACGUACUGUUCGAUUGGGAGCGUCCGCCCCGCGCAAACGCCACAACUUUCUCCUCAAGCCAGCCCACGCACCUUCACCACGGCGGAAUCGCAACCAUGACAAACGGCCUAGCAGAGCACCCAUUCGAAUCACUAGCUGAUGAGCCUAGUAUGAGCCAAUUCACGCCUGCGCCAUCAGUACCGCUGAGUCUAACGCAACACGCGCGGAGAUUCAGAGAUAUCGUGCCGAACUACUCGCUCACGCGCUUCUUCUCGCAUCUCUCCUCCCAUCUCCUUUUACAGCUAUUAAGCGACGCCAUGCACCAGCUCAACGUGCCCAUUCCGCCUGUAUCGCAGAUGCAAGGCCGACAUCACGCGGGCUGGAUCAAAGUCAAGACUGUGGAUGGGCGGCAUUGCAGUCUAAGCGGUGAUAUUGUCGUUGAUACGUAUAUCUCGGGCGAGGCCGAACUGCUUGAGGUGAGAUUUGUGAAGGUCAAGGGCGACCCGCUGGAAUGGAGAAGGUUUUUCAAGAAUGUCGUUGUGCUGUGUAAAGAUGGUGUUUAUGUUCCUGCGUAG
Molecule: messenger RNA, 1644 nt
Organism: Lachnellula hyalina
Lineage: Eukaryota; Fungi; Ascomycota; Leotiomycetes; Helotiales; Lachnaceae
Gene: chk1
Product: Serine/threonine-protein kinase
Exons: 2
Coding region: 1-1644 (547 amino acids)
Biological process (GO): protein phosphorylation; mitotic G2 DNA damage checkpoint signaling
Cellular component (GO): nucleus; cytoplasm; site of double-strand break
Molecular function (GO): ATP binding; protein kinase activity
Source: RefSeq, a predicted model, not a curated record